Messenger RNA from Mus musculus (house mouse), 3087 nucleotides. It is a transcript of the gene Dapp1, whose product is annotated as dual adaptor for phosphotyrosine and 3-phosphoinositides 1. Gene Ontology annotation, molecular function: phosphatidylinositol-3,4,5-trisphosphate binding; phosphatidylinositol-3,4-bisphosphate binding. The transcript has 9 exons. Lineage: Eukaryota; Metazoa; Chordata; Mammalia; Rodentia; Muridae. Bases 131 to 973 code for a protein of 280 amino acids. Gene Ontology annotation, cellular component: cytoplasm; membrane; plasma membrane. The record is from RefSeq and is marked validated.
UAGCCAGAGACUCAGCCCCAGCCGGCUCCUGCCUUAGCGAGGAGGAGCAGCGCGUCCAGCAGCAGCCGAUCCCAUCUCUCUCUUCAUACAGCACCUGGCGGGGAGUCAGCCAUCAGAAGCAAAGGAACUUAUGGGCAGAGCAGAACUUCUAGGAGGGAACAUGAGUACCCAGGAUCCCUCAGAGCUGUGGGGCAGAGCAGAUGGAGGCACAGACCUGCUCCAGGAUUUGGGGUGGUAUCACGGCAACCUCACCCGCCAUGCUGCCGAAGCCCUUCUGCUCUCCAAUGGACGUGAUGGUAGCUACCUGCUGCGGGACAGCAAUGAGCAGACUGGGCUCUACUCUCUCUCUGUGAGAGCCAAAGACUCUGUCAAACACUUUCAUGUUGAAUAUACUGGGUACUCGUUUAAAUUCGGCUUUAAUGAGUAUUCAUCUCUAAAGGAUUUUGUCAAGCAUUUUGCAAAUCAGCCUUUGAUUGGAAGCGAGACAGGGACUCUGAUGGUUUUGAAGCAUCCCUAUCCAAGGGAAGUGGAAGAACCUUGCAUUUACGAAUCAGUCCGGGUUCACACAGCGAUGCAGACAGGAAGGACAGAGAACGACCUCGUGCCCACUGCGCCUUCUCUGGGCACCAAAGAAGGCUAUCUCACCAAGCAGGGAGGCCUGGUAAAGACCUGGAAAACAAGAUGGUUUACUUUGCAAAGGAACGAACUGAAAUAUUUCAAAGACCAGAUGUCACCAGAACCAAUUCGGAUCCUAGACCUAACAGAGUGCUCAGCUGUUCAAUUUGAUUACUCACAGGAACGAGUAAACUGUUUCUGCCUAGUGUUUCCAUUCAGGACAUUUUAUCUCUGUGCAAAGACGGGAGUUGAAGCCGAUGAAUGGAUCAAAAUACUGAGAUGGAAGUUGUCAAAAAUAAGAAAACAGCUGGAUCAAGGAGAAGAUACCGUCCGAUCUAGGUCAUUUAUCUUCAAAUAGACUUGUGUGCUCAGGGGCACGGUUGACUGUUCCAGGUGUCUGAUCUGUGGCAGACUUCAGAGGAAAACUCAUUGAAGUAUUUCCUCUAAAAACAAAUCAAAAGUAGAUCGUGGUUGGGAGCUGUCUGCUGUCUGCUGAUCCAUGGAAAACAGCUGGCAGGACCUGGCCAUCUGCUCGAGAACAGAAGCAGCGCCCUGCUGAUGGCAACUGCCUAGCGUCCAGGUGGAGCCACUCUCAGACACAGCGCCAGACAAGAGCUCAUUGGCUGUCCCAGUGGCUCAGGCUCAUUGACUUUAGUUUCCUGGAGUUCAGCCCCAAGUCAUGGUCAGCACAACUAAACUUCAGGACUUGCUACAAGCACAAGGAAACAGCAGUGCAUCAGGGAGCUCGGGCUGGGCUUUAGGAAGCAGAUUAAUAAACACCAAGGACAUUCAAAGGAUGGGUUGCUUUUGUUUUGCUUAUAAACGAGAACCUCAAAUAGGGCUGAAGAGGUGGCUCAGCCAUUAAAAGUGCAUCUGCUCUCACAGAGAACCUGGAUUCAGUUUCGAGGACCCAGAUCGUGGGGCUCAUUAAUGCCUGCCUGUAACUCCAGGUGCGCGCACACACACACACACACACACACACACACACACACACACCUACCUUUUAAAAGGUUUGGUAAGUCAUCUUAGCAUUUUCCAUGUCAAGCUUGACCGCUUGAGUAUGGUUCCCAAAACUCACACAAAGGUAGAAGGAGAGAAGCAACUCCACAAAGUUGUUCUCUGACAUGUAUGUCCCAGCACGUAUGGUCUCACAUCACAAACACACAAAUAAUAAUACAAAUCCAGUGGAUCCUUCACGUCUAAUGAUAAACUGAGAACUACAUGCCUUGUGGGUGACUAGGUAGGGAAAAGUAUAUGAUGUAUGAUAAAGGGUAGGAAUAUCUUAAAUAGUAAGAAAAUGUACAUUGAGAAGGGUGGUAGUGAAUGACUUUUAGUUUAAUGGUUAUCAUUACAAAUAUACUUAUAAGCACUAAUUAAAACUCUUUAACUGUCAUUUCUUCAAAUUCAUGUGGACUUCUCCACAAAGGAUGUUCUCUGUCUCUUUUUCCAAGGAUCAGCUGUAUGAGACUGGUCCUAUGAGGUACCCAAACAUCAUUAAAGGGCAACUUCUGUUUCCAAGGAAGGGAGUAGAUCAAAUCUUCGUGAAAUCCAUGAUACACAGCUGUUGCAAACUAGCAGAGCAGGACUGAGGUGCACUGACAUACUGGGGUUCAGAGGUCAUGAACAGACUUAACUUCCAAUCAUUAUUGAUCUAGCUUUUUUAGAGAAGGGACACCAGUGAGUGCCGGGCCAGCAAGUGGUGCAGAGCUGAAGGAACUCUGUUCUUGCAGGAGAAAGGGGCAAUGGUUUUCACUUUUCUCAGUGUGACCAAGAUGCUUGUUCCAACAUUGUACCGAACGAUUCGCUUUACUCUGUGGUUCUAAGACAUUUCUGCCCAUCGCGCUGGGUAGGGUGUGGUACAGCUGCUCACGUCAGAGCCUCAGGAAGCAAAGCAAGGCAGCGACAGGAAAGGGAGAGGACAAGACAGAGACCCCAGGAAUAUAUCUCACGUGGCAUGUUUCCACGUUCUGCCACUUCCCAAGAGUCUGCUCAGAUUCCGAUUCAGGAAUGGAUUAACCCAUCCAUUAUGUCAGCCUUCAGGGACACACUCGGAGGGUACUUUACUCCUCUUGGUAUUUCUCAAGAUGGUGUCAAAAUUAAUUCCUAGAACGUUGGUUUAAUAUUGUUCCCUGUUGUUUAAACACCUAAGACUCAGAAAUUAAAUUUUUGUUGGCUUCAGAGUUUUGGGAGCUAAGGUGUGGGUCUGUGGUAAAACAUCUGGCCUGGGGGCUAAGGGGAUUUACUUGUUCUGUUUGUAUUUUAUGGAAUAAAGCAACGUCCUGAUAAAAUGCAUUGUGUCAAGUUUGCAAAAUAAGGAGUAACACGUGGCUCCUCCUAAAAUGUAUGGCUUUUAUGUUCUUAGAAACAAUAAUCUUUCUCUCCUACUAAACAGUCUACUUACCUUCUGUAAAAGGAGUUUAUUUGUAUCCUUUAGUUCUGUUCAUUAAAUGAAAAGUGCAUGUUUUUGUGGUA